UUACCAUCUGACAAUAGCAGCCCCCCAGGAGAGCCCUGCGCCAAAACCCGCCAUCGCUAUGAUGUCGCCUUUCUUUACACGACCACCUGAUAUCUGAGGAGAAGCAACAACUGAUGAUGUCCCGACGUCUUGCGUUCUGCCUACAGCUUCUGCGAGGGCGAUAGGAAUUGAUGCGGCAGAGGUGUUGCCGUACUUUUCCAAAUUCGCCAGAACCUGACAGCCACAACACAGUCGUCCUUGGCACGGUCUCUCAUUAGCAGUACUUCACCUUGUCUCUGGACAGCCCCAAUCGAUCAGCCACUGAGUCCAUGAUCCGGAUAUUCGCCUCGAAGAGCAACGUCAAGCGCACAUCUACCUUUGCGGACGUUUUGUGUGCAUUGGCUUCUGUUUCGCUCACUUGGUGCAGUAGCAGCCAAUCCACCUGCUCGAUCGUAAUGCCUGCAUGGUCCAGGGCCUCCUGGAUCGCUGUAGGGACCUCUCGGGUGGCAAAUUUGAAGACCUCUCUACCAUGGAGGUAGCCAACAUUUGAAUGUGUGACAAGUGCGGUCUUCCCACAUUCAUUACCUCCCAUUCAUGUAUAUCGGUUUGUAAGACCCCCUUGUCACGACAUGAUGGUCACCGAACUCUGACGUGUUCAAUACGUGAUCGCUCCCUCCGUAUGCCAGGGUCAGCUGUUCACGCCGUCUGCCAUCACUGGUCAGACAAAUGUUACAAAUUCUGAAUCAAGAGGUGACGACUCAGGCCUCUCACCUCUUCAUUGAGAAGCCAAGGAUUCCAGCCUGGUCAGUUGGUGAGGCAGCCUGACACAUCGCACGUGAAGGCGCCUUUUCGCUGUUCGACGUUGUGGGUGUAGUUAUUGACCUGCAGAACAGCGGCUCCCGCCCCAUCUCCGAAUAGAAUACAGGUGUUCCUGUCCGACCAGUCAACCCAUCUCGAUAAAGCGUCAGCACCGAUCAGCAACACGUUGCGAUACACUCCCGUCUGAAUGAACUGACUCGCUGAAGGUAAGCAACACAAGGGACGAAGCGGAAGGACCUUUUGAUGCUGUGCCCGUGUACCUGACCUGUCACCAUGCCGAAGAGAAAUCCAGAGCAGGCUGCCGUCAAGUCAAACGCAACUGCAUGGAGCACAGGAAGACUCUUCAAACGCUCCUCAUCCAAGCUCUCGUUUUUUUACCGGCACCGCACGCGCCGAUGGCAUUGGCCACAUAAGUAGCGUCUCCAAACAAAUCAUCGGGUGACGAUGUGGCCAAUAUGACGAGAUCGACAUCCUUGGCUUUCAGUCCACACAUGGACAGUGCGUCACGAGAAGCAGAUGCGGCCAGAUCCUACAACGAGUGCCAGUACAGAUUGUCACCAGAUCGACAUGGCAUGCGCUCACUUGCAGGGACGACUCUCCGUUGAGUAUCCGCCUCUUCUUUAUGCCUGUUCUCGUCUGAAUCCACUGCAGCCUCACAUGUCAUCAAUUGGUGAGCAGUAACUCGAUCCGUGGUUGGCUUACUUCAUCCGUGGUCUCCACGACCUUUUCCAGGUCGGCAUUGGUGAGCUCGGCAGUGGGUACAGCAUAUCCGACACCGACGGCCUUACAAGAGACAAAAGCGGGUGUGCCCUUCCGGGGGAUUGGGAGGGAACGGCCAUCGUGGACAGCAGCACUGACGGGAUCGCUUGCACAAGGUGAAGUGCUUGUGGUUGGACUAGCGCCAUCAGCUGAGGGCAACAGAAUGAAAGCGGCAUGCUCGCUCUGCCCCCGGGCUCUUCCUACCUGACUGAAGUAUUUGCAGUCCUCUACGUCUCAACAAAUGCACACGAUUUGAAAAAGCUGGCGUGUGGAAAGCAAGAUGACGACCUGACACCGACCAGACGUCAGCGAAGGCCGUACCCGGCUGAAUUGCCGAUAAAGCAUGAACGAAAUAGAAGAUGCCAAUUCUCGUCAGCAU
Messenger RNA from Vitrella brassicaformis, 1936 nucleotides. The record is from the annotation of a GenBank genome assembly. Lineage: Eukaryota; Vitrellaceae.